GGGAGAUCCGGGGGCGCCGGCGCGGCGCAUGCGCGUUGCAUUGUUUUGACUAAAAAUGCCGUCGGUUUCGAAAGCGGCGGCGGCGGCGCUGAGCGGGUCCCCCCCGCAGACCGAGAAGCCAACCCAUUACAGGUAUCUAAAGGAGUUUAGGACAGAGCAAUGCUCCCUGUUUUUGCAGCAUAAGUGCAGCCAGCACAGGCCGUUCACCUGUUUCCAUUGGCAUUUCCUAAAUCAGCGUCGGCGCAGACCGCUCCGACGUCGGGAUGGCACCUUCAACUACAGCCCGGACGUGUACUGCUCCAAGUACGAUGAGGCCACCGGCCUGUGUCCCGACGGCGAUGAAUGCCCCUACCUGCAUCGAACAACUGGGGACACAGAGCGCAAGUACCACCUGCGCUACUACAAGACAGGCACAUGUAUCCAUGAAACAGAUGCACGGGGCCACUGUGUGAAGAAUGGCCUGCACUGUGCCUUCGCACAUGGGCCCCUGGACCUGCGGCCACCUGUGUGUGAUAUCAGGGAGCUUCAGGCUCAGGAAGCCCUGCAGAAUGGUCAGCUCAGCAGUGGGGAUGGUGUACCUGAUCUGCAGCCUGGGGUCUUGGCCAGCCAAGCCAUGAUAGAGAAGAUCCUGGGUGAGGAUCCUCGGUGGCAAGACAGUAACUUCGUGUUGGGCAGCUAUAAGACAGAGCAGUGCCCAAAGCCACCACGCCUAUGUCGCCAGGGCUAUGCCUGUCCACACUACCACAACAGCAGAGAUCGCCGUCGGAACCCCAGGAGGUUCCAUUACAGGUCUACGCCCUGCCCUAGUGUGAAGCAUGGUGACGAGUGGGGUGAACCUUCACGGUGUGACAGUGGGGACAGCUGUCAGUACUGCCAUUCCCGCACAGAGCAGCAGUUCCAUCCUGAGAUCUACAAAUCCACAAAAUGCAACGACAUGCGCCAAACUGGCUACUGCCCUCGGGGCCCUUUCUGUGCCUUUGCACACGUUGAGAAGAGCCUGGGAAUGGUGAAUGACUGGAGCUGCCGUGAUCCCAAUUCCAACAGCACCUCAGCUUACAGCAACCAGCCUGGAAGUGCCAAACGGAAAGACUCCCCCUCUGAAGGAAUCCAGAAAGCUAGUGAGGACAGCAAACAGAACCACCUCGCUGUGUUCUCAGUGGUUCACCCACUGGCCCCCAGCAUAAGCUCCAGUGUGGCAUCUAGCCUGGCAUCAAGCACUGGCUCAGGUAGCUCCUCCCCCACCGCUCUGCCUACCCUCCCUGCCCGUGCUGUCCCACUGGACCCAGCUGGCAACACUGUGGAGGCAGUCCUAGGUUCUGCAUUAGAUCUUCACCUUAGUGACAUAAAUAUCGCAUCCUUAGAUAAAGACUUGGAAGAGCAGGACCUUGGAUUGACAGGUCCCAAGUCGCUGGCAGGCUCAGCACCCGUCACCAUUCCAGGCUCUCUGCCCCGCUCGCCAUCCUUGCAUUCGUCCUCAUCCCUGUCCACCUCCCCACUCAGCUCGCUCUCCCAGUCCCUGUCGGGGCCACUCGUCUCCUCGGCUAUGACGCCCCCCCAGCAGCCACCACCCCUCCGGUCGGAGCCGGCUACACUGGGCUCUGCAGCCUCAUCUUACAGCUCUUUAGGUUUGAAUGGCGUCCCUGGGAGCAUCUGGGACUUUGUUUCUGGCAGCUUCUCUCCUAGCCCAUCCCCUAUUUUAAACUCUGGCCCUUCGGCUUCCUCAAAUGCAAGUCCAAACAAUGCUGAGCUGGCAAGGGUCAGGCGACAGCUAGAUGAAGCCAAAAGAAAGAUCAGGCAGUGGGAAGAGUCUUGGCAGCAAGUAAAGCAGGCUUGUGAUGCCUGGCAGAGAGAGGCUCAGGAGGCCAAGGAGAGAGCCCGUGUAGCAGACAGUGACCGUCAGCUGGCCCUGCAGAGGAAGGAGGAGGUCGAGGUCCAGGUGAAGCAGCUGCAGGAAGAACUAGAGGGCCUGGGUUUGUCCUCACUGCCAGGGCUGAGGAGCUUGGGUGACAUCAGCGACAUCCCUCUCCCCAAGCUUCAUUCCCUGCAGAGCCAGCUGCGCUUGGACCUGGAGGCUGUGGAUGGGGUGAUCUUCCAGCUUCGUGCCAAACAGUGUGUGGCCUGCCAGGAGAGGGCCCAUGGCACUGUCCUCCGGCCCUGCCAGCACCGUGUCUUAUGUGAGCUGUGUGCAGCCAGUACCCCUGAGUGUCCCUAUUGCAAGGGCCAGCCACUUCCAUGGUGACCAGAACCAGGCCCAUUCCUUCCCUGGUGAGCAGUGCAAAGGCCUGAGCAUGCCAUGUGCCACUUCGGUGUCGAAACUUGCCUCCAGUACCACCUAUGCCAGGAUGUGAGUUCAUGCCCACUGCCCAACAGCCUUUCCUACUACCACAUCCUACCAACGGUGUCAAGGUAAUCUCAGAAAACCUUUGAAGUACCACCAAACCCACUGCCUGUCCCCUGGGCAGGUGGCAUGUUUUUGGUGCCCCCAGUCCUGAUGCUGUUGUGGCCAGGCCAGUGGGAGGUCAGACCUUGUCAAAGCACUUUGUAAACCGAGGAAUUUAAUUAGACAUUAUCAAUUGUAUAAGCUGCUUUCUAGGUCCAUGUUUUUAAUAUGCUAUAACAUGAAGCUUUAUAAGUGUACUGUGAACUUGAAGUUUCCUAUCAGUUUGUUGUUAACUCAUAGUAAUGGUAACUACAUUAGAUUUCAUAUUCUGAAACUAUUUAGGAAAUGAGCAUUUAUCUAGUAGUGAAGAAGACCUAGGAUUUUUACAUUUUAAAAUUAAGUGCAAACAAAUAGUAUUUAUAAGCAGAGAAUGGUUAUUGAAAGACACAUAUACAUUUAGACGUUCUUGAUUUUAUGAAAGGAACUAAUUUUCCUAAACAUGUGCAGGUGCACAUGUAGAUGGAGUUUUAUAUUCCAGUAUCACAGAGUGAUAUCUAGAGCUCUGUCAUGCACUUAUGUGAUCCGUGGCCACUUCCAAGUGCCUGUGCCUUGCAAAAGAAGUGAAGGAAUUGGUUCAUUUGGUUUUUUUCUUCUCCCUUGAAAGACAAUUUCAUGCUAAUGAAAAAUGCAGCAAAGGAAUCACAUAUUCAGAGGAGUCCAAGAUCUACUCGGGAAGGAGCUGUGUUCUGAUGUCUUCUUGUCUGUAAUGGCAACGGUGCUUUGUGCCCUCAAACUCGGCACCCUAGCUUGUGCUGAACAAAGGGGCUGUGAACCUGAGACUUCAGUCUGCUGCACCUGUGUCCACCCUCACUCACCUCUAGCUGAUCCAGAGAUCCCAGUGUGACAGUCUCAGCAGACACCUGGUACCUGAGCUGUGCAUCCAAUUCACGAACAGAAUCCAACCCAUGACCAGCAACCCCAGCUCUGCUGCAGCUCAUCUGUCAAGGUAGAGGCGAUGACUUCAGCCUCUACAGUAAGGACUGGGACUGUCCUGGAAUUCUAGGGAGGAGACAUCUGUCCAGGCAACCCCUGCCUUUGGUGUCAGACCUAGGCAGGCAGGUAUCACACCUGCAGGUUCUGCCCAGGCCUAGAAGUGGUUCUCCUCUCCCAUGGCUUUGCCAAAGACUUUUAAUAGCAUUUUUUAAGUGCAAAGUGACUAGGUAAAACGUUUUUAUCAGUGACCAAAUUAGAAUGUAUUUAAUAUAGUAGGAGAUUUAAAAGCAUUUUUUUAAUAUAAGACAAACUGGUAGAAAAGCUCUAUCGUUUUAAAGGAAGUGGAUCCUCAACAUUCCGCAGCUAGCCCACUACUUAAUAAGGUAACUAUUGACCUGGUUUUAGUGACUAUUUUGUUUUUAAUUAUAGUGAUAAUGAUUUAUUAGCUCAGUACCUAGAUCAUGUGUAUUUUGUGCUACUGUUACCAUGGUUUAAGAUUGUUUAUUUUUAUUCAUAUUUAUGCACUUGUUUCCCAUAUUGGCCUUUGGUCUCUGUGGUAACAGGACAAUGUUUGUGAUUGAUAUCUCAUCUGGACAUUUUCAAGUUGUAACAGUUAAGCAUUAAGCUGUAGACUGUGUAUAAGCUACUCUGGUUAAUUCCUCCAGGCCUAAUAUCCCUGGCUGGGGCUGGGGCUGGAGCAGUUAUGGGACUGCUGUGUGAUGGCUGAGGAGGCAGGAGGCAGUUCCCACUGGGCCGUCCCGUGAGUGGAGCUUCCGUACGCAUCUGCUCUUCUGGAAUCAGGCUGGGCUAUGAGGACAGGUGUGCAGUAGGAAGACAAAGAAGGGGCCACUUCUCCCAUCCAUCCCAGACCUCCUGGGGCUAAGGCUCCUAGGAUCUGUGCUGGGUGGGAACGGCCAAGGAGAAGAAAGAUGGUUUUUAAGACCCAUUUGUGGGUAAUGGAGGUGGGGCCAUGGGUCUAGGAACUGAGGUUCACCGUUGUCCUGUUGCCUAUUGUCUUUUAACUCUGCAGUGUUAAAUAUUAAUAGUAAAUGAUGGUGUCAGAGUUUUGUGUACUUGUUUGGCAGACCUUCCCCAGUAUGGAUGCGCAUGUGGAUUAACUUAUGGAAGCCUUUGUGUGCAUUUGUUUUCAGAAAUUAGUUGAGAAUGUUAUGUGAAUGGAAUCUUCUUAACCCAGAAGGUCGUAUUUAUAAUACAUACCCAUUUACUUAGUGAAUUGUUUAAAGUUGUUAACAUUUGUUUAAAUUUUUUUACUAUAGCAUUUAUGCAAUGGUUUACAGAAUUCAUGGAGUUAUUUUUUAUCAGUAUGAGAUUAAUUAAAACUUUGAAAUUUA
This is a messenger RNA of Phodopus roborovskii (desert hamster), 4725 nucleotides long. RefSeq names its product unk like zinc finger (gene Unkl). The coding region runs from base 56 to 2239 and encodes 727 amino acids. The transcript is spliced from 15 exons. NCBI's taxonomy places the organism in Eukaryota, Metazoa, Chordata, Mammalia, Rodentia, Cricetidae. Gene Ontology annotation, molecular function: metal ion binding. The record is from RefSeq and is a predicted model, not a curated record.